GCUAAACCCUAAUCAUAGAUCUGCAAAUUGUAACAAAUUUUCAGAAUGCAAAUUGUGAAAUGCUUUAGAUAAAGAAAUCCACAACGUGAUUCAAAAUAUCUCUUAAAACCAUCCAAAAUAAGUAAAGCAGGAGGACAAAUCGUUCACUGUCCAACGGAAUAAUAAGGGAAGAACAUUUAGAAAAUAUGCGUUCUAAGUGUUUUCCUUCUCUUGUAGAUUGUAGAAGACUUGGGUUGCGAUCGAUUUCCUAAGUGUUUUCCUUCUCUUGUAGAUUGUAGAAGACUUGGGUUGCGAUCGAUUUCCCUUUUUUUUAUUUCAGUUUUAAUUCCGAGGAAAUCAGAGAGGCGGGCGAUCCGUCGCGUGCGAUGGAUUUGGAGGCAGCGUCCCGGAACAAGCGGGAGGUUCUGGUUCUAGGUUUUACCGAUGCAUACGGCCAGGAGAUGGCUGAUUCCAAGGAGGGAGAGAUCCACAAGGUCGCCGUCGCUACUGCGGUGCUCCGAUUCCGAACGCUCGAUGCCGGCGGUACGAUCAAGAGUUUCUUUGGGUCUAGAGAAGUUGGCGAGUUUGUUAGCGGAGCAUUAGCUGGUGCUAUGACUAAAGCUGUUCUUGCUCCUUUAGAGACCAUCAGGACAAGGAUGGUAGUUGGAGUCGGAUCCAAGCACAUUGCUGGUAGUUUUCUAGAGAUCAUUGAAGAUCAUGGCUGGCGAGGACUCUGGGCUGGAAACACUGUUAACAUGCUCCGAACAAUACCUUCCCAAGCAAUCGAGCUUGGUACAUUUGAAUGUGUCAAACGGACUAUGUCAUCUAUACAAGAGGAUUGGAAGGAGAAUGGAAGCCCAAAGCUGCAGAUUGGUCGAAUGAAUCUGGAUCUUUCUUUUCUUUGCAAUUGCAUCUCUCCAGUUGCUGUUGGUGGAGCGGCUGCUGGUAUUGUCAGCACAAUCAUAUGUCAUCCUCUCGAAGUUCUAAAGGAUCGUUUGACUGUGAAUCGUGAAGCCUACCCCAGCAUAACUGUGGCUAUGAGUAAGAUAUACAAGAAUGAUGGAAUUGGAGGCCUAUAUGCUGGUUUAUCACCAACAUUAAUAGGCAUGCUUCCAUACAGCACAACCUACUAUUUCAUGUACGAGACCAUGAAAAAGUCCUACUGCCAAGCCAAGCGAAAGAAGUCCUUGAACCGUGCAGAGCUGCUGAUCGUCGGUGCUCUUUCCGGUUUAAUGGCAAGCACCCUCAGCUUCCCACUGGAAGUCGCAAGAAAGCGACUAAUGGUCGGAGCCAUGCAAGGGAAAUGCCCGCCCCACAUGUUAGCAGCAUUGUCUGAGGUCGUCGGCAGAGAGGGCUUGACGGGUUUGUACCGAGGCUGGGGCGCGAGCUGCUUGAAAGUCAUGCCUUCAUCAGGAAUCACUUGGAUGUUCUAUGAAGCAUGGAAGGAAAUUCUCCUGGCGGACAGGCCGCCCAUUUAGUCUGCAAAGGGAUUCUUGAUGCUACUGCCUCAUUGGGAUUCAUUGUCUAAUCAAAUAAUUCAUCUUAUAGAGACCUUUUUGUUUUUAAUCUAUUCGAAAUUUUCCACGCAUGCCUUAGCUAUCUUGUAUUUAAAUUGCCAGGAAUGAUGAGUCUUUCGUGUAAACUAA
This is a messenger RNA of Zingiber officinale, 1625 nucleotides long. Its product is annotated as probable mitochondrial adenine nucleotide transporter BTL1. The record is from RefSeq and is a predicted model, not a curated record. Bases 366 to 1457 code for a protein of 363 amino acids. Lineage: Eukaryota; Viridiplantae; Streptophyta; Magnoliopsida; Zingiberales; Zingiberaceae. The transcript is spliced from 5 exons. Gene Ontology annotation, biological process: transmembrane transport.